AUUUGAGAUCACCAGCAGACCUAUCUCGUACCUUCCCUUUGCCUUAUGAGGCCCUAGAAUACGUUCGCUUUUUAUUGCCCCUGGUGCCCCUUAUAGAAACAACGUCGCUGACCACCCUCCCCCCUCCAUAAACACCUCGCAUUUGCAACCUCAAGAUCAACUUCAUCUCCCAUAUUCCACCCUUUUCGCAUUGACUUCAUCAUAUGCUCGGACACUCCUGAAGGAACUAAGACGACCACCAUGGCAGAACCACUUCCGUCACCUCCUUUGACAAUGGAAGUUUCGAAUACCGUUGACAUCGAGACCACCUCACCUCAGACUCAACAGCUCGAUGUUUCGACCGAAGCUGGCUUGGACAUGACUUCACCUUCUCUGUUAAUUGACGAAUCAAGCAUUCCUCCAGGCGAGAUCGUUUUCUCGGGGACUCAAAAGCUCAUCGCUUCAGUUGAAGGUACUCCAGGCACGGCUACUCUUUGCUCGACAAUCGACGGAUCGAAUAUGGUACCCAGCGAUAUGAUUACACCUCCUACUUUAGAGCUGGUGAGAUCGACUGAAUGCAUCACAGCCAUGGAUCAAUCUUCCGUAAAUACAGACACUCCAACACCGGUAUGUGAUCUUGUCAAUAAUAGCUCGCCAGAGCUUCAAGCGCAGUCCGGUCUGGUAGAGCCUUCAUCCGACAUGGACUCUUCUCAUACCGCGGACAGAUCAAACGAGCUAUCCAAACUCGUUGAGGCGACUUUGGUCGAAAUACCUGAGCUCCCCUUCGGCCCCUUCUCAGUUGAAAGUGAUCCCGACGCUGUUUCACCUUCCGAGCCAGUUGACGCUUCAGAGAUUCUUUCCGAAGCCAUUGAACUUAUGAUUUCACAGGAUGAUGUGAACACUUCUUUCCUAAAUGCCGGCAACGCAAUGAUAACAUCGGAACUCACCCAGAAGACUUCGGCUGAGUCUCCAGAGCUUGGAUCCUCAACCCACUUGGAGUCAACUCCAACUUCUCCUGCCAGCAACAAAAACACGGGAUACGAACCACUUGAGUCUAGCCUGACUGAGUUCAUAAAGCUCAACCUCUCACUUAAGAAGAGCUCUCCUAAAUUGGAGGUUUGUGGGGUAAGCAACAGACUCGAAGCGAUCGAGACGAAUUCGGGAGAGAGAUCAAGGCGUAAUCCCUUCGCUGUAGAUGCUUCACUUAAGAAUCGACUUCCCUUGUCCAUUGAUGAUUUAACCGUGGUUGCUGAUCCCUUCGACACGGGUUCGAGUUCGCAAGGGGUUCAGGAGCAUGCCUACACAGCUCAAGCUACACCAGGCUUGAACGACUCUCCCUUCUCGACCGAUGGCUCCAACCAGACACUGGAAUGCGUUAACACGGGCUCGCAGGAGAUUUCGGAGCUCACAUCUUCAUCUUACGGACCCCCGGAAACAACUUCGCCUUCCUCCUCUCCUGAUAGUUUCACUGUCUUACCCAGCACACUCGAGUUGAGCUUGCCAGAGAUUCAGGACACUGCGUUUUCUGAAGAAACACCGGUUAUGCACACCCAUCCCUUCUCCUCUGCCGACAGCCACAACAAUGUGCCUGAAUCUGUUGAUACAAGCUCAAUCGAGAUGUCAGACUUCAUCGUCUCCGUUGAAAGCAAUUCAGACACUGCAUUUCCUCCAGCAACUUCUGGUUUUUCAUCUGGGAUACCGGGUAACUUCGACAGGAGCCAGUCCGAGAUGGAAGAUCAGACAGUUUCCGAAGCUGCAUCCGCCAUGAACUCUCCUACCUACUCUGUUGACGGCAUGGAUGUAGGAUUCCAAUUUGAUGAGACAAAUGCGACCAACAUGCUGAAUCUCGACCAUCCGGCCUCCGCCAGUCUCGAUGCGGAGUCUUCUGAUGAAGACGCAACAACAAAACCCAAAUGUUCCAGGUCGACUGGGUCAGAAAUCAGAAACACUUCCAGCUCCGACGAUACUAUGAGCGGUCCGUCCGUCUCUAUCAAGGAGACCGCGACCGGUACGCCACGCAGACUCCAACCAGGCUGGGGCUCUCCAAUGUUCGGAACUCUUUAUGGGGCCAGUUGGGUACGGGAGAGGCCUCAGGUCUUGGAUGCAGGUUCCGAUUUUGAUGAUAGGAAUUUGGCCAAAAUGUCUGAGCAUGUCACAUCUGGGGAUGCCGCUGCUAACAUGGCACAGCCAUACGCCUAUGAGAUAUCAACGACUGUAUCCGAAUCAGUUCAGAUGAGCUCACCGGAGAUAAAGCUGGAGCCUUUAUCCGCAGAUACCAUUCCUUAUAUGAACACACUUCUGUCAGCCAUAGGCGGCCCCAGUGCGAAAUCCAAGUCGCCUGAAAAGCCCGCAGCCGAAUGGUUGGAAGCCGCUGGGGCCAUGGCAACCCCAGUGGAUACUGAUACUUCAACUAUGAUCGAGAGGUCCAUUGAAAGGAUGCCAUUUGAUAUGCAGCCUGUACCUGUUUCUAUUACUCAAGACGCAGGAUCUCGUUACAUGUGCCCAGAAGACACUGGCAACUCUCCAAGAAAGAGAGUCCACUUCAAGAUAGAGGAUGGGGAGGAGGAUCAACAACCGCCAGCAAAGAAGUUGCGUCAAAAUUUUGUUACUGUGUGGGACGUACCCCAAACGAAGACUAGGGAUGAUUUAGAAAAAUCUCCCGAAGACAUUGAAACGGGUGUACUGGACGUGCAGAAGGUGUGCAGUCCGACUGAGGCAUCACAAGACAUGAUCUCACCUCCUUCGACCCCAAGUGACACAAACAUGACCUUCCAAAAAAUUGAGACGGGUGAUUUCGAGGCUUGGGAAGUUCCGCCCUCGGCUGAGAUGCCACCGCAGCUCUCAAUGGAUAGCAAGCAUCCCGAUUUGGAGAAAUCUCUGACGACAGCCCCCUCUUCCAUUGACAUUACUCAGUCGAAAUCCAAUAAAAACAUUGCCAACGAAACCAUUGAGCUUCGCAUUGGUCCCAAGAACAAAUGCGUUCUGGUUCACAAGUACAUACUCGCCAAAUCUCCUUUCUUUGAAUUGUUAUCCCGCCAGUAUCCAAAUCACAAAGAGUCACCCCAAGCUUAUCAUUUCCCAGACUUCGACACCUAUGCUUUGGCGACCAUUAUACAUUGGCUCUAUCAUCGCAAUAUUCAAUCCAUCGCUGAGGACUACAAAGCAGACAGUAUUUUCAACACAACACAUAUGGUCAAGGUCUACUGCUUAUGCUCCAAGCUUCGGCUUCGAUCUCUCCAGAAUCUGGCUAUCGAACUUCUGGGUCAUGGGUACUUGAAAAAUAAUUCAGCACCAACGAUCGAGGAGAUUGCCAUUACCUACAGUCAAAUCGAACAGUGGUCCGCCCUUCGAAUCUACAUGGCAACCUGGGCUUGCUGCAGAGAACAUGCACCGCUUCAGAAAUACAUGAUGGCUGGCCCAUGGGACCGAGAUCAAUUCAAACACCUUUGCAAGAAGCAUCCAGAUCUGCCAAAGGAUAUGGAUAAUUUGUAUGCAAACACUGCUACGGGGAGUUUGAUAAGCCUGAACCCUCGAUUUCAUGAAAUCUGCUGUUACCACGAUCACCCACCGGGCGAACGGUGUGGAGUCUCGGGAAAGACUUUCGACUGCUUCUAA
Molecule: messenger RNA, 3594 nt
Organism: Hyaloscypha bicolor E
Lineage: Eukaryota; Fungi; Ascomycota; Leotiomycetes; Helotiales; Hyaloscyphaceae
Exons: 2
Coding region: 241-3594 (1117 amino acids)
Molecular function (GO): protein binding
Source: RefSeq, a predicted model, not a curated record